CAGUUUUGUCCUUCCACCACGAAUAGAUAAUCUUUUCAUUCCGGAAGUGAAUUUGCUGAAAUGGGUUCAGAGCAGAAGCAGAAAGAGAAUACCGGUGGUCCAUUGAAGACGGAUGUGGACACGUCGCCGCCGUUUGCGUCGGUGAUGGAGGCUGUCAGCCGGUUUGGUGGAGUCGGCUUCUGGAGACCGCACCCCCAUAACCCCACUCAACCUUCCCAGACCAACAGCGAACAAGUGCUCAAUCAUUUGAAGAAAUACCCAGCAACAGAAGAACGAGAAACCCUCGCAACAACAGCAACUGGAUUUGAAGAAUUAGAGGUCAAACUGCAAAAAGAAGAAAUCAAAGCCGAAGCCAGCAUUCACCGAUCCGACGAUCGAAACAACGAGGUACGAGUGGAGUUAUCGGAAAACGAAAUCUUGAAGAGGGUAAAGGAAGCAACUGAAGACGUAAAGCAUUGUACGAGGAUUCUUGAAGAGGUUUUAAGAAGAGUUGAGGCCACUAGAAAUGGAACAUAUUUGGAUUCUGAUGCUGUGGUGGUGUCGAGGCCGAUGAUGUCGAUAGGGCAGAUAUUGAGCCGGAAGUUGUUUUUGGCCGGAGAGCGUCCGGAGAAGAGUUGUAUGAGAUGGAAGGUUUCGUUGGCAGAAAUGAUUGGGAAAGGUAGUGGUAAUGGGGCGAAGAGAAGUGGUGAGAAGAGAGUUCCGGCAAAAAGAACGAAGUUGGGGUUUGGUGGUGGUUGUGGUGGCGGUGGUGGUGGUGAUGAGAAGGGAGUUCCGGCGAAAAGAAUGAAGUUGGGGUUUGGUGGGAUUUCGUCCAUGGUGGCAAGGAAGAAGACGUGGAAACAAAGCCGAUGAUUUGGUGUUAGUUUUGGCUGGUGUUUUAUGAUUUGGAGUCUUGUUGGAGGCAUUUGUUUAUAGUGGUGUUGUGUGCUUGUGAAUUUUAAGGAUGAAUUAUGCUCG
Lactuca virosa is the source of this 957-nucleotide messenger RNA. NCBI's taxonomy places the organism in Eukaryota, Viridiplantae, Streptophyta, Magnoliopsida, Asterales, Asteraceae. The record is from the annotation of a GenBank genome assembly.